AUGGCAAUUGAGACAGUAACCAUUAUCAACAACUCGGGGAAGAUUAUAACGAACGGGAAACAUCUGUUCGGCCUUUUCAAGGAGGCAAAGGCAUCGUACCAAGAGAAGAAGGCCGCCCUCAAGGCCGAGCGGGCCAUCAAGCGCAGUAACACGUAUGAUGUGGCGUCGCUGCCGCAGUACUACGAUGAGGUCGAAUACAUCACACCGAAAGGCCGCCGCGUGUCGCACGACGACGUAAACUCGCACACCUCGUCCCGCCGCAGCCACCGGUCGCGGCACUCCCGCGCCGAGACGGGCGCCUCGCGGUCGCAGGCCCGGCCCGCGCUCACCGAGUCCAACCUGCGCACCCUGUCCGAGGUAUCCUCCACGGCGCCGUCACAGGCCCCAGUCGCCUACCGGUCUCCCUAUGCGGAGACCGUGCCAUGGGAGUCGGCCCUCAGCCGCCCGACUCUGCAUCAACACCGCAUGGUACCCGUCGAGUACGACGAUGACGUCCCACCGCCCGUGCAGUACCCGUACCAGAACAGCCAGGUCUUCCGGUCCAGCUCGGAUCCCGCGUUGAGGCCGAGGAAGGAAAAGGAGAUUGACAUGGAUCUGGCUUACGGCAACGUUCCGCCGGAUUUGGAGUCGCGAGUAGAUCUGGACCCGGCGUAUAAGGCAGCCCAGAAGGAGCAGCAAGCCCACACGCUGAUGGAGAGGAUCGAGAGUCUACUCACCGAGGCGCAUUGUCUACACCACACGGCCAAUCACAUGAUCGAGCAUCUCAAGCAGAAACCAGAUGCGGCCGCCGCGGUCGCCCUUACGCUGGCCGAACUGUCCGCAUUGCUAGGCAAGAUGUCCCCGUCAUUCCUGGGCGCAGUCAAAGCCGGCAGCCCGGCCGUGUUCGCCCUGCUAGCGAGUCCGCAGUUCCUCAUCGCCGCUGGGUUGACCGUCGGCGUCACCGUGGUCAUGUUUGGUGGGUGGAAGAUCAUCAAGCGCAUCAAGGAGGCCAAGCAGCUGGAAGCUGGCAUAGCCAUGUCCUCCUUGCCGCCCAUGCAGCAUUAUCCCGUUGGAGACCUGCCCAUGGGCCGUCAACCCUACCCAAUGUCCGAGCACAGCGCCGGUUUUGACGAGGCCUUGGUGCUGGAGGACGAGUUGAGCACGAUAGAGUCCUGGCGCAGAGGCAUUGCACCGUUCGGCGAGGAUGAGAGCGCCGACCUCGAGCUGAUCAGCCCCGAGGCCGACAGGGCGAUGCGCAGCCAGUAUGGAGGCGACGAUGCUCGCACAGAGCGGAGUGUAAGGACCAGCAAGACGUCACGGACGCACAAGACCACAAAGUCGUCCAAGUCGCACAAGAGCAAGAGCCGAGCUGCAGAUGACAUGGACAUCCCCGAGCGGAAGAGCAGCAAAGCCUUCAAGGACAGCGACCGCGCGAGCGAGGUGGGCAGCGAAAAGAGCCACCGUAGUCAUCGCAGCUCCGCCUCUAAACGCACUGAAAGGACGAAGUUGAAGGCCAUCGAGGAUGGGAGUCGUGAUCGCGAGAACACCAUUGAUAUGGUCAUCAGGCCCAAGAAGGAUAACAUGCUCAAGAACAUGUUCAAGAAGAAGAAGGAGAGGGACGAGAGCAGUCGGCUGGAGUCGGUGCUUGCAUGA
Neoarthrinium moseri is the source of this 1632-nucleotide messenger RNA. RefSeq lists its product as uncharacterized. The coding region runs from base 1 to 1632 and encodes 543 amino acids. The transcript has 2 exons. The record is from RefSeq and is a predicted model, not a curated record. NCBI's taxonomy places the organism in Eukaryota, Fungi, Ascomycota, Sordariomycetes, Amphisphaeriales, Apiosporaceae.